This is a messenger RNA of Fundulus heteroclitus (mummichog), 4232 nucleotides long. RefSeq names its product ATP-binding cassette, sub-family C (CFTR/MRP), member 12 (gene abcc12). The transcript has 31 exons. The record is from RefSeq and is a predicted model, not a curated record. NCBI's taxonomy places the organism in Eukaryota, Metazoa, Chordata, Actinopteri, Cyprinodontiformes, Fundulidae. Gene Ontology annotation, molecular function: ATP hydrolysis activity; ATP binding; ABC-type transporter activity. Gene Ontology annotation, biological process: transmembrane transport. Gene Ontology annotation, cellular component: membrane. Bases 68 to 4177 code for a protein of 1369 amino acids.
AGUCAGCUGCAGAUUCUGAGGUAACAAGCUGCAGAGGCUCUGCUCCAUCCUCCACACUCAGGACACAAUGCAGAAGGAUUAUUCUCUAGAGCAGAAUGGGAAUCGGCGGGUGUCUAUUUCUGAUGAUGGGAUUCGAUGGCGCACUGGAUCUGAAUUUGCCGGCCCAGAACACACCGACGUGCCCAGCAGCAGGGGGUCCCACCCCUCCCUGUUUGGAAAAUACCAGCCCAGCCUGCAGACCCUGAAGCCAUUCCGCUGGUCUUCGCCACAAUCCCACCCUGUGGACAAUGCAGGCUUCCUGUCCUUUACAACCUUUGCCUGGAUGACUCCCAUGAUGUGGGCCAUAUUCAGGAACAGGCUGGACAUGUCUUCUGUCAGCCUGUCCCCAUAUGAUGCCGCUGACACCAGUGGAGAAAGGCUGCAGAGGCUCUGGGAGGAUGAAGUGACAAAGAAAGGUCUGGAGAAGGCCUCCCUGGUCAAUGUGGUCCUUCGCUUUCAGAGAACCCGGCUCAUUCUGUCUGUCUUCAUCGGUGCCCUGGCCAUGACAGCAGCAUUUGUUGGCCCCGCUGUCCUUGUUAAUGAAAUCCUGAACUAUAUCGAAAACCCAGAGCAGUCCACGGUGGCCUACGGGAUUGGCAUGGCUUUCGCUCUGUUCCUCACCGAGUUCUGCAAAGCGUUCUUCAUUUCCCUGAUGUGGGCGGUCAACCUGCGCACAGCAGCCAGGCUCAAGGGAGCCUUCUCUUCUAUAGCCUAUCAGAAAGUCAUCGCUCUGAGGGUGCACAGCGGGAUUUCAAUGGGAGAGAUGAUUAAUGUCUUGACCAACGACGGCCACAGAAUGUUUGAGGCGGUGCUGUUUGGGAGCUUUGCGCUCUGCACACCGGUGAUCUUCAUCGCAUCCAUCGUGUAUGCCUGCCAUGUUCUGGGUUACACCGCACUGACAGGAGUCUGCAUCUACAUCCUGUUUGUUCCCAUCCAGUUUUUGUUGGCAAAACUCAUUAACAAAUUCAGAUGGAAAGCCAUGCAGAUAACAGACAACCGCGUUCGCACAAUGAAUGAGAUUCUCAACAGCAUUAAGCUCAUCAAGAUGUAUGCUUGGGAGGAGUCCUUUGAGAAGAAGAUUGCAGGAUUAAGAAAGAAGGAGAAGAAACAGAUCCAGCUGGUCAGCUACAUCCAGAAUAUAAACACCAGCAUCUCCAGCAUCGUCCCCAUCGUCGCCACUGUGCUCACCUUCCUGGUGCACACUCUGCUGGGUCUACCGCUCAACACAGCUGAUGCCUUUACUACUAUCGCCAUUUUCAACUCCAUGAGGUUCGCCCUCGCUCUGCUGCCGCUGUGUGUGAAGGCCCUGGCUGAAGCUGCGGUGUCCCUGAAAAGAUUAAGGAAAGUCUUGCUGAUCCAGAAUCCCGAGCCCUACCUGCAGCAAAAGAAAGACAACCGCACAGCUGUGGAGAUGGUAAACGCAACGCUGUCCUGGACCAGAGCAGCCGGUGAGCCGGACCGCUCCGCCGGCCAGGACGGUCCCGUGGGCGAACACAAGGAAGGCAGGAACGGUCCCAGUGAGAGCUUACCAACCCUGAGAAACGUCUCCUUCUGCCUGCCUAAGGGCAACCUGCUGGGUGUCUGUGGGAAUGUGGGGAGCGGAAAGACGUCACUCAUUUCCAGCAUUCUGGAACAGAUGCACCUUCUUCAGGGCUCCAUCACAGUGGAUGGGACGUUUGCCUACGUUUCCCAACAGGCAUGGAUUUUCCACGGCACUGUUCAAGAAAAUAUCCUGAUGGGGGAAGCUUUUGACCAGACCAAAUAUGACCGAGUUGUGGAUGUCUGCAGCCUCAGAGCUGACCUUAAAAUACUGCCAUACGGAGAUCAGACUGAGAUUGGAGAAAGGGGGCUGAAUCUGUCAGGAGGACAGAAGCAGAGGAUCAGCCUAGCCAGGGCCGUCUACGCCAACAAAGACAUCUUCCUCCUCGAUGAUCCCUUGUCUGCUGUCGAUGCCCAUGUGGGAAAACACAUCUUCGAAGAAUGCAUAAAGAAAGAGCUUCGAGGAAAAUCCGUCAUACUUGUCACACACCAACUCCAGUAUCUGGAGUUCUGCGAUGACAUCCUGGUUCUGGAAGACGGCGAGGUGAGGGAGGCUGGGAAUCACCAGGCCCUGAUGGGAGCCAACGGACGCUACGCUCAGCUCAUCAGCAACUACCAGAUGGAACAGUCCAAAACGCAGAACGAGGAGGAGGAGGAGGAGGCGUCACCCAAAGAGGCUGCUGAGCUGCAUGAUGUCAGACAGCGUGCCGACAGUGGCAUAGUGAACCCAGUGUUUGACAUGUCAGAUGAGAAGGACGAUGGGACGCCAGCGGAACAAAAGACCGGAGAUCAGCUGGUCAGCCAGGAGUCCUCCACAGAGGGAUCUGUGUCCUGGAGAGUCUACCAUCAGUACUGCCAGGCAGUUGGAGGGUACAUCAUCACCUUCCUCACCAUCGUGAUCAUAGUCCUCAUGAUCGGAUCCACAGCCUUCAGCAACUGGUGGCUAAGCUUCUGGCUGGGGAAUGGAGACGGGUCAGGGAAUUCAACCUCUAACCCAGGCGAUGUCUCCCAAAAUCCAGAGCUGGGCUUCUAUCAAAUGAUUUACGGAGUGAUGAUCCUUGUCACGUUGGCACUUGCUGUGAUUAAGUGUUUCUUUUACACUCAUGUCACUCUAAGAGCUGCCUGCAAACUCCACGACAGGAUGUUCAAAAAGAUUCUUGCCAGCCCCAUGAGCUUCUUUGACACGACGCCUACUGGACGCAUCCUUAACCGCUUUGCUAAAGAUCAGGAGGAGGUGGACUCUGUGCUUCCUCUCCACAUGGACCCUUUCCUGCAGUUUUGUCUCCUCGUCACGUUCACCAUCGUCAUCAUCGCCUCGGUUUUCCCCGCCAUGCUGGCAGCUGUGGUUGUCAUGGGUGCUUUGUUCGCCCUCGUUCUCUUCAUAUUUCAGAGAAGCAUCCGUCAGAUGAAGAAGAUGGAGAACAUCAGCCGCUCUCCGUGCAUCUCUCUCACUACCUCCACCCUGCAGGGCCUCAGCACCAUCCAUGCCUACAACAUAAGGGAGAGCCACAUAAAACUGUUCAAAUCGCUGAACGACAUCAACUCCAAUCAUUACUUGCUGUUUCACUCCGGCACACGCUGGCUUUCCUUCUGGUUGGACUUCAUGGCUGCUUCCAUGACCCUGCUGGUGGCUCUGUUUGUGGUGCUCAGCAGCAACGAAGUCAUCAAUCAGUCAUUAAAAGGCCUGGCCAUAUCCUACACCAUACAGUUAACAGGGAUGCUGCAGUACGUGGUGAGACAGUCCACUGAAGUGGAGGCCAGGUUUAAUUCGGUGGAACGGCUGCUGGAGUACAUCACGAUCUGUAAGUCUGAGGCCCCCAGACACAUAAAGGAGGCUCAGAUCCCUGAUGGCUGGCCCAAAAAUGGGGCAAUCACCUUCCGGGAAUACCAAAUGAGGUACAGAGAGAACACACCGAUCGUCCUGAACGGACUUAAUUUCCUCAUCCGAGCUGGAGAGAAGCUGGGCAUAGUGGGAAGGACGGGUUCUGGGAAGUCCUCUUUAGGUGUGGCUCUGUUCAGACUGGUGGAGCCAGCCAGAGGAACCAUUCUUAUAGACGAUGUGGACAUCGGAGCCAUUGGCCUGCGGGAUCUGCGCAGCAAUCUCUCCAUCAUCCCCCAGGACCCUGUGCUGUUUACUGGCACAGUCAGGUACAACCUGGAUCCCUUCGACCACUAUACUGAUGAGGAGAUCUGGACAGUGCUUCAGAAAACCUACAUGAAGGACUCGAUCUCCAGACUAGAGGGGCAGCUAGAUGCUGAAGUGUUGGAGAAUGGAGAAAACUUCUCUGUCGGUGAGAGACAACUCAUGUGCAUGGCCAGAGCUCUUCUUCGUAACUCCAAGAUCAUUCUGCUGGAUGAGGCGACAGCCUCCAUAGACUCCGAGACAGACGCGCUGAUCCAAAACACCAUCAAAGAGGCCUUCCACGACUGCACCAUGCUCACCAUCGCUCAUCGCAUCAACACUGUGAUGCACGCAGACCGCAUCCUGGUCAUGGAAAACGGAAAGGCCGCAGAACUGGACCCGCCAGAAGUCCUGAAGCAAAGACCAGACUCCUUGUUCUCCUCACUCCUCACUGCUGCCAAUACUGUGAACACAUAAAACCUUUGGAGCCAAUAUAUAUAUAUAAAUAUCUAUAUAUGUCUAUAUGAUGAAC